Molecule: messenger RNA, 1167 nt
Organism: Encephalitozoon hellem ATCC 50504
Lineage: Eukaryota; Fungi; Microsporidia; Unikaryonidae
Product: amino acid permease
Exons: 1
Coding region: 1-1167 (388 amino acids)
Biological process (GO): amino acid transmembrane transport
Molecular function (GO): amino acid transmembrane transporter activity
Source: RefSeq, a predicted model, not a curated record
AUGGCCACGACACUGGCUUCUGGAUACGUUACACUUCUCAAAACAUCCAUAGGCAGCGGAAUCCUUUCAUUUCCAUACCUAUUCAAAACGUAUGGAAUCCUCACAGGUAUUGCAUUAACAAUGAUAUCAGGCUUUUUCUCCGUGUUAGGCCUUAUUCUCUAUGCGAUUUGUAGUCAGGAACUAGGAAGAACGGCAACCUUAUCAAGGCUUGCUACAGAAAGCAUGCCAUACACAAGGAUAAUAGUAGACUUCUCAGUAUUUCUCAAGUGCUUUGGAGUUGCCCUUUCAUAUCUCAUAAUCACAAGGCAGCUUCUCCCUGUCCUGAUAGAAACAAUAUUCGGUGUUUCAAUGCUGUCAGAUCCAAACAUUUCUCUUUUGGCAUUUAUAUCGUGCAUAGGUCCCUUUGCCUAUUUUGACAAGCUUGAUAGACUCAAAUAUACCUCUUUCUGUGGAGUUAUUGCAAUAAUCGUAGUGGUCAUUGCAUCGUUUUACAGAUAUGAAUACACUCCUGUUUCCACAACAAUCAAAGUAGAGUACUUCGUUCCAUUUUCUUAUUCAUGGAUGGGCGGGUUUGGGAAGUUUGUGUUUUCAUUUACUUGCCACCAGAAUAUAUUUGCAAUCCACUCUGAGAUGGAAGAUAAUUCCUUCCCAAGAAUGAAGCGCCUCAUAUACAUGGUUGCUACAUCUGCUGCUGUGAUAUAUAUUUCUUUUGGGAUACUAAACUACCUUCUCUAUGGAGACAAGGUCAAGGACAAUGUCUUAGAAAACUAUCCAAACGACGUCCUGGCCUCAGUAGUAAGAGGACUUUACAUAGUGGUUAUGGGCGUCUCGUAUCCACUCCAGGUAAACCCUUGCAGAAACCACCUCAUAAACAUCAUUUCAUUCUCGCAGAACUCAAGAAAAAGGCUUCUAAGAUUCAUCGUCACAACAGGUAUUAUCAUAUCGACAUGUCUGCUAGCCGUCUCAGGAAUGGGUCUUGGGAUAAUAUACUCUGUCAUAGGUUCAACGGCCUCGACAUUCAUGUGCCUAAUAUUUCCUGCUCUUUUCUAUUUCAAUAUGAGCAUCACAAAGCCAAAGGGAUUGGUCAUCAUGUCCUAUUUGGCAUUCCUGUUUGGGGUCUUUGUCUUUACCACAUCCCUUUUCAGCACCAUACUUCGUAACAUUUAG